AUGAUAUUCAUCUUAUGUUUAUUCGCAUUUUGUGAAAUCGUCGAUGCUUAUGUCGAUCAUAAUGUAAACACGUUCAUUGAAAAGUUUACUCUUACGAUAUCGGUCAUAGCAGUGUGUAUUAAAGUUAUAAAUCUCACUUUGCGUCGGGAAAGUAUUAUUUCGUUGAUCAAUAUGCUUCUGAAAGAUGAUUGUGUACCACGGAAUUCGGGGGAACAAAAGAUAAAGGAGAAAUUCGACGAGAACGCUAAGAAGAUCACGAUUUAUUGCGAAUUUUUAAACGAGGCAACAGUAGUCUUCGCCAUAAUAUCACAGAUCGUAGACGCCGUAAAAGAACGUAUCCUGCCAUUUGCCAAUUGGACUCCUUACGAUCAUUCCUCGGACAUUAUGUUUUGGAUCUCUUUGAUUCAUCAGUCCGUAGCUCUUUUGGUGUGUGCAAACGCAAGUGUUGCUCAUGAGACCAUCAUUUCCGGAUUGAUGUUACAAAUUUGUGCACAAUUGGAGAUACUUGGUCAUCGUGUAAAAAUGUUGCCGAUCUUACUGGAAAUGGCAAGAAAGAAUUGCGAUUAUAUCGUUAAUUGGACGAGAGAGGAGAAAAGGAUCAUUCGUGAAUUAAUCGAGUAUCAUCUUUACAUAUACAGUUUUGCGACUAAAGUCAACAAGGUUUUUACUACGAUGAUCAUGCUACAGUUCUCUAUAAGUUCGAUUGUACUCUGUUUGACCGUUUAUAGGAUGUCCAAGACAGAAAUCACUAGCUUUGAAUUUUUAUGGGCAGUUUUUUAUCUUGCCUCUAUGUUCAUGCAAAUCUUUCUCUAUUGUUGGUUCGGCAACGAAGUGAUAUUAAAGGUCGAUAGCAAGCAAAUCGGAGAGGUGUUUUAUGAAAUGGAUUGGACAUCAUUAAGAACUGACAUUAUCAAAAUUCUUCCUAUCAUAAUGUCUCGAACAACAAAACCUAUUGAAAUGAGAAGUGGCUAUGUGAUAGUAUUGUCAGCUCAAUCGUUUACAAGUAUAUUGAAUACAUCAUACACAGCUUACAACGUUUUGCAAAAAUCCUCAUAAUAAUUGAAAAAGUUCAGUUAGAGCAAUCAACGUUAGUAAAGGCAAAAGUAUCGAUAUU
This is a messenger RNA of Vespa crabro (European hornet), 1114 nucleotides long. RefSeq names its product odorant receptor Or1-like. NCBI's taxonomy places the organism in Eukaryota, Metazoa, Arthropoda, Insecta, Hymenoptera, Vespidae. The record is from RefSeq and is a predicted model, not a curated record. Gene Ontology annotation, biological process: sensory perception of smell; detection of chemical stimulus involved in sensory perception of smell. Gene Ontology annotation, cellular component: plasma membrane. Gene Ontology annotation, molecular function: odorant binding; olfactory receptor activity. The transcript has 5 exons. Bases 1 to 1056 code for a protein of 351 amino acids.